AUGAGUGACAGCACGAAACUAAUUGGCGUGAUUGGAGACGAAGAUACCGUCACGGGCUUUAUUCUUGCAGGAAUUGGUCAUCGAACAGCCGAGGGAACUAAUUUUCUCGUCGUUAAGCCAAACACACCGAUCUCUGUGAUUGAAUCGAGCUUUCGAUCCCUUACGAACCGUGAUGACAUUGCUAUUCUCCUUAUUAAUCAGCAUGUAGCGGAAGAGAUCCGUCAUCUUUUAAAUACGUACGACAAGACAAUUCCAACGGUGCUGGAGAUUCCAAGCAAGGACUCGCCUUAUGAUCCUACCAAGGAUUACAUCAUGAAACGUGUAAACCUUAUGCUUGGAGAGUGA
Messenger RNA from Peronospora farinosa, 345 nucleotides. Lineage: Eukaryota; Oomycota; Peronosporomycetes; Peronosporales; Peronosporaceae. The record is from the annotation of a GenBank genome assembly.